Messenger RNA from Peronospora belbahrii, 2055 nucleotides. Lineage: Eukaryota; Oomycota; Peronosporomycetes; Peronosporales; Peronosporaceae. The record is from the annotation of a GenBank genome assembly.
AUGGAGCGGCUCCAGGGGCUGUCGCUCCACGAGAAGCUAGCGUACUUUUACUGCUCGUAUGUACAUGAAGAAUCUAUUGACCCUGAAGUAGAUGGUGAUGCCGUACGACUGUGGGAGAAGAUAAUGACGUCUCGUCGUAAGUCUCGUGAGCGCGUGUGUAUUUUACUAAACCAAACAGAGAACACCUCGGCCGUGACCGUGCGCACGCUGGACAAAAGCUAUCGAGCUAAGCGUGAGCUACUGCUGUUAUCAGAGGGAACGAUACGUACGGUAUCAAGCAGUAGUGUCGUCUCAUCUGGUCGUGGGGGCGUCUUGGCACAGUUAGAAGUAGCUCGAGCAAAUAAUGAGCUGCUGCAGGAAUGCGGUGCCCUUUCAGUGUUUACCGAGCGUCUGCAGCGCUCAAUUCAUGCCUUUCGUGGACUGAACUUUCAGCAUUUGAAUAUGGAUCAAGUAGACGCACUCAUUAACGACUUGCAGCAAGAUAUGGUGCUGCUGUACUUGCUGAUUGUGUUUAACUCGCACAAGAAGAACGUUGUAUUUGACCGCCAGCUUAUGAUGGUUGGUAUCAUGGACCCUUCGUACUCCCUGGUGUCGAUUCUCGACUGUCUGAGUCAGCUGAAUGUACUGCCUGGUUUUCCAAUCAAGAGACUACUUUUGCUAUUCUACGAGUGGUUUUCUGCUGUUUUGGGCAGCUUUCACGAUCUUACUGCACUGAAGCGACUGCGUCGUGCACGUAGUGACAUUGAUCCGUCGAUUUUGAAAGAUGAUGCAGAAGGCGUGCUACAUUGCAAGACGUUCAAGCCGUAUUAUGAUACGAUCCAACUCGAUACGCAGGACCCGUACUACCUGCAAAAAAGAAGUUUUCAAAGAAGCUCUGAUAGUGCUGAUCUGGCUACGAAACCGCUGGAGGCCCUUGAUGACGAAUGGGAAGUGCGUAUCGAAACCUUGUACCAACUUUUCUUGCCCUGUAUGCGGGACUAUACUACCUUCCUUGGUAACCUUGUGACACUGUCUUGCGGAAGCGCACUGAAUGCGCGUGAUAAGAAGACUUUCUACUCUCGGAGACCGUCUGGUGCUGACCAAUACAACAUGGCAGAUUUCUCUGCACCCGGCGGCGAGAACAGCAACGAUAAUUUGUUUUGGAAGUGGAUUCUCCGCGAGAAGACAAUCGUUCUGGAUGUAUCAAAUCUGAUUAUCUUGCUCGUUUACAAGCACUUUCGGGCAAGCCAUGCGUGCAAGGCGGAAUACUUCAUGCAGUUUUUCCUCGAGGCUAACGUGCUGGCAACGCUAACCAAAUUCAUGAACAAGGAUAUUAGCACAUAUCUGCAAGUGUCUCGUCAAGAAUCAGACGAGUCUAAGAUGGGAUUCUUUGCGCUUGAGAAGGAGCUGGACAAACACACUAUCCGCUUUGAGGAAGACAUGAAUGAAUACGCUAUCCAAUCUACACGGACGAUUACGACCAUACUGAGGAUUCUGCAGAAACUGACGAAAAGAAAGCCUAAUAUUAUCAAAAAUGCUCUAUGUCGAGGGCAGACGAUAGUCUGGUUAAAGCGUGUGGCGGCUCUGAAGAUUCCAUUGCCACGCCUGUAUGCUUUGAAAUUGGUGAAAUCGCAGGCGAAGUAUUUAGGCCAUCAGUGGGUAAAGAAGUACACGUGUUUCAACAUGCUCACGGAUGUGUAUUUGUACGUACGACCGGAAUUAGAUGACGACUGGUUGCACUACGAAGAUGAGGACUUAAACAAGCCUCCGUCGCAGGAUUCGGUGGAGAGGAUUAUUUUUGGUGAGAUGCAAGCGUAUCACCACAAACAUUACUUUGAUUCUCCUUUUGGAGGUAUCAAGCCACUUCCUGGUGGAGCUUCGUUGAUUUGCGAAGACCGCAAGGAGCUCAGCUCGGACUCGUUUAUCUUAGAUGGUGGACGCUUGGCAAGAAUGUACAGCAGCAUUAAGCUAGACCCAGCCAACUUUUGCAAACAGUACGAGAGUUGGCUCGACGCUGAGAAUCUCACACGUGACUUAAAAGCGGAUAUGGCAUCACUUCCCAUUCCGUUUCAGUGA